Haliotis rufescens (red abalone) is the source of this 963-nucleotide messenger RNA. RefSeq lists its product as uncharacterized. The transcript is spliced from 4 exons. The coding region runs from base 79 to 963 and encodes 294 amino acids. The record is from RefSeq and is a predicted model, not a curated record. Lineage: Eukaryota; Metazoa; Mollusca; Gastropoda; Lepetellida; Haliotidae.
CUUCAAUUGGUUGAAUGAACUUCCGCCGAGUACUGUCAACUUCCGUCGAAAACAGCGCGCUGCUUCGAAGCUGUCAAAAUGGGGAAGGAAUACUGCUGUAUUUGUAGCAAUUUUAGGGGAAAGAUAGUCGGUGAAAGAAUAGUAUCUCUACACGUCAUUCCAGUAAGCAAGUCCCUACGACAAGCGUGGAUAAGGCGACUUCGGUUAGUGAGAAAAGACCUCACAGUGACCAAGCACACGGAAAUAUGCUCAGAACAUUUCGUGGGUGGUAACGGUCCAGGCAUAGGGCAUGAUGUUCCAUCGAUUUUUCCGAAGAAAAAUUACAGUACUUGCACAGUGUCUGAUGCUGACUUUGUUGAUACCUCGAAGCCAAAUGAAAGCCCAUUCAAGCAGGCCUGUGACCCUGAAUCUCCCAAAGUGACUAUGCAGGUACAUGGAGGGACUCCUCAGUCUGAUGAAAUUGAACAUCAUUCCACAACAUUCAGUCAAGGUGCCAGAUCCUAUGACGUUGCAUCAAUUAUGCUGCAUGACUACUGUGAGGCUGUGUGUGAAGACGACAUCAGUUGCAUAAGAUAUGGAUCAUCGCAAACAGAAAUGGUGGAAGUUAGAAGCAUGUCUACUCAAACUGACGAUGUAAUGUUCCAGUGUUUAAAUCCUGUGAAAACAUCCUGUGCAAUGACUCAGACUGAGACUGAAAAUAAAAAAGUCUUUCGCAAUCAAGCCACUCAAGUCAAACUUCCUGAUUUAACAUUUUUUGAUGUGAAGAAUGAUUCAGAAUUGGUAACCUAUUAUACAGGUCUUGUGGAUGCAGAAAAGUUUUCAUGUUUAUUUGACGAGUUUUCUGAGGUUCAUGACAGGGACUAUCCAACAUCCAAUAUAGGACGCCCUAAAUCUUUGUCUUUGAUAGACGAGUUCUUUCUAGUGUUGAUGCGUCUUAGACUUGGACUCCUACUCCAGAUGUGA